AGGCGCUGUGCAUAUUUGUAUGUGGCGCCCUCGGUGGCAGUUUUUAGCAAAAUCGUUAGUAAAAUAAACCGGAUUUACUUUGCCGUAGCAGUUGAAAGGUGAUAAAGUGGUGUUAAUAUUUCUGUUAUUUUCGACGAUAUUGAACGUUGGAAUUCAUUAAAUUCUUCGAUAACGUAGAAAUAAUAUUGAAAAUGAAUUCUCAAGGUCCGGAAGUACCAUUUACUGCAAGGAAUUCUCGAAUUCAGUGCUGUGUAGUUGGCUGUCACAAUGGAUAUUAUAAUACAGACAAUUCAAUAAAGUUUUAUAGUUUUCCGAAAAAGUGGUUCGAGAAAGAAAGGAGGCAGAUAUGGAUCAACAGUGUGAGAAGAGUUAGUGCUGGUCCUAGUACUUCGAAAGAAUGGCAACCAAAGGAUUUCCAUAAGAUAUGCAGUGCACAUUUUGUAGGAAAUGUGAAGAGCAAUGAUCCUGAAAGCCCUUCUUAUAACCCAACCAUUUUUCCAGAGGGGUACAGAAAACUGGAUAACUCUGGUGAUAAAAUGGGAAGAUACAAAAGAAAAAUAGCUAGGUCUUCUAAAAAAAAUAUGAAUAAGGAAGACUCAUCUGUUCAAUCUCAAACCAUAUGCGAUGAUGAAUUGAUGGAAGUUGAAGAAGGAACGAAGGAAUUUUCAUGUCAAACUGAUCCAACUGAAUUAGAAGAUGAAAUCUUCUUAUUUGAAAGUAAUUUUAUUGGCCAAGGUGCAGGGGGAAUGUGUGAUGUUUCAACUCAAUGUAACAUUGUUGGUGAUGGUAAAAGAAAAUUAUUUCUACAGAAAGAUGACAAGUGUGUUGGUAAUGAUGAACCCAUUGACUGUAUAGGAUUUCAUGGUAUAAGAUCCUUGAAAACCGACGAGGAUUUAAACUGUCUAGCUGGAGUUUAUUUUGACCGAUUCAAUUUACUUUGCUCACUAUUGAACAACAGUCAUCAUGGAAACUUCAAGCUUAGUAUUGAGAAUAGAUUGUUGCUUUUUUUGAUUAAAAUCAAACUUGGCUUGUCAUUUGUAGCAUUAGGUGCUUUGUUUCAACUACACCAUACUAGUUGCUAUAGAAUUUUCUCUUCACUUUUGGAAGAAUUAGUACAAAAGACAAAAAACUUUAUAUUUUGGCCUUCUCGAGAUGUUGUUGAUAGUACUAUGCCAAAAGCAAUAAAAUUACUAUAUCCAAAGUGUAGAGCAAUUAUUGACUGCACAGAAAUCAAAAUACAACAGCCAAAGGGUGUUGAUCAAAGAAUUCACACCUAUUCUCAAUAUAAAUCCACCUUCACAGCAAAAUUUUUAAUUGCAAUUUCUCCAUCCGGUUUUAUUAGCUUCAUCUCAAAAUGCUAUGGUGGUAGAUCAUCAGAUACUUUCAUCACAAACGAUUGUGGAUUUCUCGAACUUUUAGAACCUAAUGAUGUUAUUUUGGCUGAUAAAGGUUUUCCACACAUUAAAUGCAAGGAAGAUGUGAUUCUUGUUCUGCCCCCAUUUGUACAUGACGGUGUAUUGUCAUUAGAAGAAGUUGAAGAAACUUAUACUAUUGCCAGUGUUAGAAUUCAAGUAGAGAGAUCUAUUCAACGAAUUAAAAUUCAUAAAGUUCUGAGUGAAAUUUCGUAUAAUUUGUUCAAACAUCUUGAUGAUAUUGUACAUAUAUGCUGUGUGUUAACAAAUCUACAACCGCCCACUAUCGCAAAUGGUGAAGAUGAUAUUGUCUAAAGUUUCAUCUUAAGCCCGUUUGCAACAGCCGAGAAUUCUCUAGAGAAUUUACUCGAAAAUUCAUGCGCCGUGAAUUAUUUACCGUUGCAUACGCACUUUCGGUAGAAUUCUCUGUUCAGUUGCAUACAAAAUAAUCUGCCGUUUUCUUGCAAGAAUUUUGUAGAGAAUUCUUGGCUGUUGCAAACGGGCUUAAGUCUUGAGGUAGUGUGAUAAUAAUAAUCUUAGAACAUAGAUACAUAAAAUGGACAUUAACUGCUGCGAAUGAAUAUGGAAAAGGAAAAGAGACUGAAAUGAAACAAGCAAAAUUUUCUUCAAAACUAUAUUUCAAAAUUAGUGUGGCUGAUACUUGAUAAAAAUCCAUAAAUAAAGUAGAAAGUGAAUGACGUGAUAUUCACUAGACUUGUGAAGCAAACUACAUAUGUACAUCCAUCACCUACAAAUUUUACUAAAACUAUCAAUUUUUGCAUUUCCUACAUGCACUAUAAAUUUGUAACACUUGCUCAUAACACUGUAAAUAAAACUUAUGAGCCUAAUUAUAUUGAAUGUGAAUGUGCUCGAUACUUAAUGCAAAUCUAUGAUUAAACUAGAAACUGAGUUACAUGAUUUUUACUAUGCAUGCACAAUUAAAAUCAAGCUAUGUACAUCCAUUUCCCUAGAAAUUUCACUGAAUUAUUCUACAUGUUUUUGCAUUUCCUACAUGCACUGUAAAUUUGUAACACUCUGUAUAUAACAUUUAUGAGCAUUAUUAUUAGUAUAUUGAAUUGAUGUGCCUGAUACUUGAUGAAAAUCAAUAAUUGAAGUAGAAAAUAGAAAUACAUAAUUUUUCACUAAAAUGAGUUAGUUAUUUUAACCAGGCCGAAGGACUUCGGUCGAUGGCCAUUUGUGAAAAGCACAGUGUUAUUUAUUACUUCAACCACCAUAUGGGUAAAGGUA
Messenger RNA from Coccinella septempunctata (seven-spotted ladybird), 2660 nucleotides. RefSeq lists its product as uncharacterized. The record is from RefSeq and is a predicted model, not a curated record. The coding region runs from base 192 to 1727 and encodes 511 amino acids. The transcript has 3 exons. Lineage: Eukaryota; Metazoa; Arthropoda; Insecta; Coleoptera; Coccinellidae.